Messenger RNA from Parastagonospora nodorum SN15, 2676 nucleotides. RefSeq lists its product as hypothetical. NCBI's taxonomy places the organism in Eukaryota, Fungi, Ascomycota, Dothideomycetes, Pleosporales, Phaeosphaeriaceae. Gene Ontology annotation, biological process: regulation of DNA-templated transcription; DNA-templated transcription. The transcript has 3 exons. Gene Ontology annotation, molecular function: DNA binding; zinc ion binding; DNA-binding transcription factor activity, RNA polymerase II-specific. The record is from RefSeq and is a predicted model, not a curated record. Bases 1 to 2676 code for a protein of 891 amino acids.
AUGGAGCAGCACACCAGCAGCGCGGCGGAUCUGCCCCCGGGCGCGCCUGCCAAGAAGGGACGCCGGAGCAAGAGGGACGACGGCAACGGCGACGACGGCAAGAAGCGCAGGUGCAUCUCGAGCGCGUGCGUGCCGUGCAGGAAGAGGAAGUCCAAGUGCGACGGCACCACGCCCGCGUGCUCAGCCUGCGCCGCCGUCUACAACACCGAGUGCGUCUACGACCUCAACUCGGACCACCGCCGCAAGGGCGUCUACAAAAAGGACAUUGACAAUCUCAAGACGCGCAACUCGACCCUGCAGACGCUGAUCCAGGCCAUCCUCAACUACCCGGAGGACGACGUGGCCGACCUGGUCCACCAGAUCCGCACCUGCGAGAGCCUCGACACCGUCGCCGAGAACAUCCUCGCCAAGGAGAAUGGCGACCUCGACGACGACGACCAGAUCAGCCCCGCGUCCACGCCGCCCCUGGGCCCGGGACAGCCCACCUUUGAGAGCCAGCUGAGCGGCAAGAUGGGCGAGCUGCGCCUGGAGGACGGGUCGACGCGCUACAUUGGCGGCACGUCGCACCUGAUCUACCUCGACAAGGCCAACGACGACGCAGACUCGCCCGACACGUACACGGACGAGUACCAGUCCAACGAGGACACCUUCUGCUCGUGGACCUCGGCCACCUCGGACCCGGAGCUCGUGCAGCACCUCAUCAGCAUGUACUUUUGCUGGCACUACAGCUUCUUUACCACCCUGUCCAAGAGCCUGUUCCUCCAGGAGUUCAAGCUCGGCCGCCCGCCGCCAGGAUCGAACCGCCGGAUGCAGUACUGCACCCCGCUGCUGGUCAACGCCAUGCUGGCCUUGGGCUGUCACUUCUCUUCGUGGCCGGGGGCGCGUGCUGUCCGCGACGACUCUGCCACUGCCGGCGACCAUUUCUUCAAGGAGGCCAAGAGGCUGAUCAUGGAGGGCGACCUGCACGAGGUUCCGACACUCCCUACGGUGCAAGCACUCGCCCUCAUGUCCGUGCGAGAAGCUGGGUGCGGCAGAGAGGCCAAGGGCUGGGUGUACAGCGGCAUGAGCUUCCGCAUGGCGUGCGACCUUGGCCUCAAUCUCGGCAUGCACAGCAACGGCAACAUGGACGAGAACGAGGAAGACGCCCGGCGCAUCACAUUCUGGGGCUGCUUCCUGUUCGACAAGUGCUGGAGUAACUACCUCGGCCGGUUGCCGCAGCUGCACAACACCAUCGUCACGGUCCCGAAGUUUGAAGUCUUUCCCAACGAAGAUGCCGAGACUUGGAGUGCCGUCACAGACUCUGGAAUCAGUCAAGCACAUUCUCAACCCACCAGGACGCGCGCAAUCGCCCUGCAGAUCACGAAGCUGUGCGAGAUCUCCAGCGAUCUCAUGAACUUUUUCUACAAUCCCAUCGACAUGGACAAGGCGAAAGGGAAGCAGGCUGAGCUCAAAAGACUUAGUGAGAUACAUAUGCGGCUGGAGACGUGGAGGAGAGAAUUGCCAAAGGAACUGGAGCCCAAGGAAGGCGGUCUGCCACAUAUGCUCGUGAUGCACAUGUUCUUCCAACUACUAUACAUCCACCUCUUCCGACCCUUUCUCAAGUACAAUCCGAACAACUCACCACUACCUGCACAUGUGUCGCCUCGUAAGCUCUGCACCCAAGCUGCCGCUAUGAUCUCAAAGUUACUCCGUCUGUACAAGCGGUCGCAUGGACUCCGUCAGAUCUGCAACAUAUGCGUCUAUAUCGCCCACUCAGCCUGUACGAUACACUUGCUUAACCUGCCAGAGAAGAAUGCGAAACGUGACAUCAUCCACGGAGUCAAGCAUCUAGAGGAAAUUGCAGAAGGAUGGUUGUGCGCCCGGCGAACUCUCGGCAUUCUGAGCGUUCUAUCCAAACGCUGGAAGGUCGAGCUACCUGAAGAGGCUGAAGCAGUACUCAAACGAACCGAUUCCAAGUUUGGCCCUUGGAACGAGGUCAGCACACCGAAGACGAGCAACCGGGACCCAACACAAUUAAUGGAUCAGCAUCCGUCUCCUGCCGAUCAGGCCUCACCAUCCCUGCAACCGUACAGCAUGAACAUCACAUCUGUAACAACACCACAGUAUCUGAACCGGAUGCCUCAGAACAACACUUCCGUAAGCAUGAACCCCUACGCGCGUUCUUCUGAGUCUUUACCUCCAAACGACCCCAACGCACUGGCUUACACGCGUACCCAGCGACACCACGCAACCCCCUCCAACACAAGCUUCACCGCACCGACACCUGCAUCAACCCAAGGACGGCAUUCCAUCGAUGGCCAGAGCACUGCUGGAAACUCGCCCAGCCAGCUAUUCGGAGGCGUCGACCAGCUUAUCCGAGAAGGCCAGGACUGGAUCUUCCGGGAUCAAACUCAGCUGGCGACUGGAUUCGAGAACUGGAAUCCUAGCAGUAUCGAUGACAUUGCCUCGUGGUUUGCAAGCACACAAUCUCCGACCGGUGUGUUUCCUGCCAAUAAUCCUGCAACUGGUCCACAGAUGAAUGGAGGUCCUGUUGGUGGUGGUAUCAACGGAUAUCCAAACCUGAAUGGGAAUGGUGGUAAUCCACCGCCGAAUGCGAAUGGCGCGAAUGGCGUCAACAACAUCACUGGCAUUCAGGGAUUCACGUAUGAUGAGGGGACUUGGUAUGAUUAUCAAUAA